UUAUUUCCAUUGUUCCAGGAUAAAGGCCCUGAACCGCCAGAACUUUUGCAUCCAGUACAGUACGCAGGCAGGGCGCGUGAGCUGCAGGUCUACCCGCUUCCAUUGGAAGAGUCAGACCACGAACUCAAACUAAAUGUGACGUGGUUGCCCUCAUUAGGGCCGCCAGCACGGGACUUCUCUUUAGAAGUCCGCAGCGUAACGAACACUGCUGACUGCAAAUCUCCAAUGUGUUAUGAAUAUAACAUUCCUGGGAAUGCAACGUGGUGGUUGGUGCCAGCGUUCACCAACCAUGUGGCGGAGACGUGUGCUGUCCGACCCGGGUGCGCGUACAAAGUAGUGGUCACAGCCCACCCAUGGGACGGACGGACUGUCGCUGACAAACUCAUAGAGUUAGAUGAAUGCGAGGCGGGUGUAUGCUCAUGCGCCUAUUCUCCUCGCCUCCCGGCGCCAAUUGUGACAGCUCAGACCAUAACGCAAGAUGGCGAACUAGUUGCCAAUAUCAGCUGGACUCUGCCGGAGCCGAGUUUCCCACAACGCCUACCGCGUGGGUUGCAAAAGAAGAAUUAUUUUGUCAGUAUAGGUAAACAAAUGGUAACAGAUGCACAUCCUUCGCCAUGGUUUGCGAAUACCAUUACACAAAGAGUCGACACAAGCGGCCCAGUGGCGACUGGGGAGAGUUCGCGGUGGCUUCUGUUACACAUUGUCGAGCGAAGCGGAGAGCGACAGGACCAGACUAAAAUGUUGGACGUCAAGUUACUUGCACGAGUCAACUUGAUCGACGAACGAGGAUGCAUUGGGCCUGCUGGAAAUGCUACUGCUUAUGAUCCAGAUGAAAUGAACAAAAUUCCUUAUGAAAAUUAUAUAAUAUGGGCUCUUUUAGGUGGAUUAUGUGUUCUAGCAAUGGUUGCAAUAUUAGCAGUCAGCGCGCGAGCCGUCAAAAGAAUACUGAGCGCACUCCGUCCGCCGCCCGCGUCCGCUCCUCUCGAGCCACUGCGUCGUCGCCCGGCCUGGUUGCCUCUACGGCUGCGUACAAACAAUGACGUGCCUAGAGCGCAAUUUGAACAAAGCCCGUUGUAUGUUCAUAAAGAAUUUGAGUUCGACGAAAUAGAGGGCGCUGAUGAAUGGGAAGUGAGCUGGUCGCGAGUCCACCUCGGUUCGAUGAUCGGCAGCGGAGCAUUCGGUCGAGUCCACGUAGCCCAAUUGGACACGGUCAAGGGUGAAACUAUCACUGUGGCUGCUAAAAUGUUGUCAGAAAACGCGUCAGAAGAGGAGAUGCAAGAUUUCCUUCGAGAGAUAAACAUGUUGAAACAUGUUGGAUGUCACAAGCACGUCAUUAGAUUGAUCGGAUGCUGUACCAGACGCGCGCCGUUCAUAGCCCUACUGGAGCAUGCUCCCCGGGGAGACCUUCUGUCGCUGCUGAGGGCUGCGAGAGGGCGACGGAAGGCGGACCAGCAUUGCGAGUCUAAUGUUACCAGGAGGGUCGACAGCGACUCGACUGUGCCGCAUCUCUCUGAGAAUAAUUCUGAGUACACAAACAUAAGUGACUCGGAUCCGACCCUCAGUGAGACCAAGUUGUAUGAUAGUGAGAAACCGAAGAGCAAGGACCACUACGUAGCUGAACCAGCGCUCCAUCUGGACAGCAGCACCAUGAGGGACUACGCAUUGCAAGUGGCACUGGGCAUGAGGCAUUUGGAAGAAAGAGGUAUCACUCACAGAGACCUGGCAGCUCGCAAUAUCCUCGUGGACGCAGCCGGCGUCCUGAAGGUGGCUGACUUCGGCCUCUCCCGGACGGGGGUGUACGUCCACACGAGGUCGAACCCCGUACCCCUGCGGUGGUUAGCGCCUGAGGCCAUACUGCACUCGCAGUACUGCAGCGCCAGUGAUGUUUGGGCAUUUGCUGUUUUACUAUGGGAAAUCGCUACUUUAGGCGGCUUCCCGUACGCAGAACUCAGUAAUCACCAGAUCCCAGCGUUCCUGACAAGCGGGAAUCGCUUACAGAAGCCCGCGAGGGCGUCCCCCAGACUCUACCAGCUAAUGGUGGAAUGCUGGUCGGACGAUCCCAACGACCGGCCAACAUUUGCUCAAAUAGUGGAUAAACUAACCGCGCAGCGGCAAUUGUAUGUUGAUCUGGACUGCAUACUCCCACCGUUUCAUGACGACGUCAUGUACAGCGAAUACAGUUUCAGCUCCGCCGGAGAAUCACGAUGAUGUUAAGACUGAAUAUUUUUAUUGUUGUUAUUAUCUCUGUCAAUUUUGCACAGUAAAUGUUUAAGCAAA
This is a messenger RNA of Galleria mellonella (greater wax moth), 2277 nucleotides long. Its product is annotated as fibroblast growth factor receptor 3-like. Gene Ontology annotation, biological process: multicellular organism development; cell surface receptor protein tyrosine kinase signaling pathway; protein phosphorylation. Gene Ontology annotation, cellular component: signaling receptor complex. Gene Ontology annotation, molecular function: transmembrane receptor protein tyrosine kinase activity; ATP binding. Bases 226 to 2208 code for a protein of 660 amino acids. Lineage: Eukaryota; Metazoa; Arthropoda; Insecta; Lepidoptera; Pyralidae. The record is from RefSeq and is a predicted model, not a curated record. The transcript is spliced from 13 exons.